AUGGCUAGUCGACGCCAAAAGCAGUUCGAUCGGAAGUACAGCUCCUAUCGAAAAUUCACUGCAACCGAAGAUGUCAACUACAGUACCCACUCGUCAAGAUCAUCCUAUCGAUCUGAAUCAUUGACUUCGAGAACCGAUGGACGCGGGCGGUCCACGUCAUCCGAAAUCAUUGCCGGAUCGGAAUCCCGAUCUUAUCCAGUGUACAUUGCGAUUCAAGACUACACUCCUGACAAAGAAGACGUGGAAGCGAUUCCCUUAGAACAAGGUCAAAUUGUCGAGGUGCUCGACAAGAAGAACUCGGUUCGAUGGCUUGUUAGAACAAAGGCACGUCCACCACGUUCCGGUUGGGUUCCGGGAUCGUACUUUGAAACUCCGACCGAGUUUUACAAGCAAAGAAGACGAACGAGAGAAAUUGAGAACGUCAGUCUGUCUGAUGAACAGGCGGCUCUUGUCAAGAGAGACCAAGUCUACCAUGAGCUGCUCCGUUCCGAAGAGGAAUUCGUCUCAUCUCUUCGAACUUGCGUCGAUGAUUACAUCAAAGUUCUCGAUGAUCCCGAAGUACCAGAAGCCGUCAAAAAGAACCGCGAAGAGCUUACUCUCAACAUUCCAGAGCUCUAUAAUUUCCACGCCAAUGUGAUGCUGAAAGGCCUCAACUAUUAUUCUGACGAUCCGGGCAAGGUCGGUCAGACUUUUGUCCGUCUUGAAAAAGACUUUGAGAGCCACGUGGAGUUCUAUAAGCAGUACGCAGAUACACUGAAAUUGCUUGAAGAACCUGAAAUUAAGAGAUUCUUUGAGGGUCUCUCCGCAAAAAAUGACGCUGGAGCAUCCUCAUUCGUCGACCAUGUCAAAGAGAUCGCCGAUCGAAUGGUCCAAUAUCAAAAUUAUUUUAAAGAGUUUGUCAAGUAUUCUGCAAGAGCACACGGUUCAUCAAAAAGUAUUCAAAAGGCGCUGGAAUUGGUCACCACUAUUCCGCAAAGAGUUCACGAUCUAGAAUUCACCAAUAAUUUGAAGCAACAUCCAGGAGAUACUGGAAAGUUGGGACGGAUUAUCAGACAUGACGCUUUCCAAGUGUGGGAAGGAGAUGAGCCACCGAAACUUCGCUACGUGUUCCUGUUCCGAAAUAAAAUAAUGUUCACGGAACAAGAUGCAUCGACAAGUCCACCAAGUUAUACACAUUAUUCAUCAAUUCGAUUGGACAAAUACAAUAUCAGACAACACACGACAGACGAGGAUACUAUUGUCCUUCAACCUCAGGAACCGGGACUUCCAAGUUUCAGAAUCAAACCAAAGGACUUUGAAACUUCGGAGUACGUGCGCAAAGCCUGGCUGAGGGACAUCGCAGAGGAGCAGGAGAAAUAUGCUGCUGAACGAGAUGCGAUCUCGAUGACGGCAACGUCAGAGAUGACCGCAUCCUCGGUCGAUUUCGAUAUGAACGCGUCGGACCAGCAAUCCGAAUUUUCGGAAUGGUCCGGCUCCCGAAAGAGCAGCUUGUUCCCUGGUCCAGAAGAAGGAGGUCCACCACGAAAGAAGGUAAAAUCACCGCCGGUGAUUUCACCUACCGGCUCGUCCACCAGUAUCUAUUCAGGAGGAAGUAGUAGUAUUGAUUGGACAACAACUGGAACGACACUCGAAAUGCAAGGAACGCGUGUAACCAGAACCCAAUACGGUUUCAGAACCUUGCAAGAAUCAUCAGCGAAAAUGUGUCUGAAAGUAACUGGAUAUCCAUUACCUGAUAUCACAUGGUACAAAGAUGAUGUACAACUUCAUGAAGAUGAGAGACACACUUUUUAUUCGGAUGAAGAUGGUUUCUUUGCGAUGACCAUUGAUCCAGUUCAGGUGACCGACACUGGUCGUUACACAUGUAUGGCAACAAACGAAUACGGUCAGGCAUCCACUUCUGCCUUUUUCCGAGUUUUGAAAGUCGAAAAAGAAGCUGCUCCACCAGCAUUUGUCACAAAACUCAGAGACAAAGAAUGCAAAGAAGGUGAUGUUAUUGAUUUCGAAUGUGAAGUUGAAGGAUGGCCUGAACCGGAACUUGUAUGGCUUGUCGACGAUCAGCCACUCCGACCAUCCCACGACUUUCGGCUGCAAUAUGAUGGACAGACGGCAAAGCUCGAAAUUCGUGAUGCUCAGCCGGAUGAUACUGGAGUCUAUACAGUCAAGAUUCAAAAUGAGUUCGGAUCGAUUGAAAGCAAGGCUGAGCUCUUUGUUCAAGCAGAUCCAGAUAAGAACCAUGUGGCUCCAGAGUUCCAGGCAACAAUUGAAUAUGUUGAGUGUGAUGAGGGAGAGGAAGUUCGAUUCAAGUCAGUUAUUACUGGAGAUCCUAAUCCAGAAAUCAUUUGGUUCAUCAAUGGAAAACCACUGAGUGAAUCAGAAAAAGUCAAGUUCAUCUCGGAAGAUGGAAUCUGCAUCUUAACGAUUAAAGACGUAACCAGGCAUUUCGAUGGAAUGGUUACAUGUCAAGGAUCAAACAGAUUGGGUUCAGCGUCUUGUGAUGGAAGGCUAAAAGUCAGAGUUCCACCAGCACCACCAACCUUUAAUAAGCCACUCGAAGAUAAGACAGUCCAGGAGAAGAGUACUGUUGUGUUCGAAGUGGAUGUCAGCGGAUGGCCAGAGCCAACACUAACCUUCACACUUUGCGGAAAAGAGUUGAAAAACGGUGAAGAAGGCGUUGAAAUCGUAGGGCACGACGGUUUCUAUCGCAUUUCGAUCCCGAACACAUCGAUGGACAAGCACGACGGUGAAAUUGUGGCAAAGGCUCAAAAUGAGCAUGGAACCGCGGAGAGUAGGGCACGGCUCACUGUGGAACAGGAGGAGGAGGAGUCGCGCAGUGCGCCGACUUUCUUGAAGGAUAUUGAAGAUCAAACCGUAAAAACCGGCGAGUUCGCCGUCUUCGAGACAACCGUUCGCGGAAAUCCGAAUCCGGAGGUUACUUGGUUCAUCAACGGGCACAAGAUGGAUCAGGGCAGUCCGGGCGUCAAGAUCGAGGCGCACAAUCACGACCAUAAGCUGACUAUCGACUCGGCACAGUACGCGGGCACCGUACUCUGCAGAGCUGAAAAUGCUGUUGGACGAUUCGAAACGAAAGCCCGACUCGUUGUUCUGGCCCCAGAAAAACAGAAGAAACCACCGAAAUUCGUGGAGAUUCUUGUCGACAAAACCGAAACCGUCGACAACACAGUUGUGUUUGAAGUUCGCGUUGAAGGUGAACCAAAACCGACUGUAACAUGGUAUUUAAAAGGAGAAGAACUCAAACAAUCGGAUCGCGUCGAGAUUCGAGAAUUCGAUGGAUCAAUAAAAAUCUCAAUCAAGAACAUCAAAAUUGAAGAUGCCGGAGAGAUCAGGGCUGUUGCGACAAACUCUGAAGGAUCUGAUGAGACGAAGGCGAAAUUGACUGUUCAGAAGAAGCCAUUCGCUCCAGAAUUUGAUUUGCGACCAGUUAGCUUGACAGUCGAAAAGGGAUCCGAAGCAGUUUUCAGUGCACACGCUUUUGGUAUUCCAUUGCCAACUUAUGAAUGGUCUGUCAAUGGAAGAAAGGUGCGAGAUGGACAGGAAGGGGCGCGCGUAACACGUGACGAGAGCACCGUCGACGGCGCAUCGAUCCUGACGAUCGACACGGCGACAUACUAUUCCGAAGUGAACCAUCUGACAAUUUCUGUUGUCGCAGAAAACACACUCGGAGCCGAAGAGACGGGCGCCCAGUUGACGAUCGAGCCGAAGAAGGAGAGUGUCGUCGUCGAAAAGCAAGAUUUGUCCAGUUCAGAAGUCCAGAAGGAAAUAGCUCAGCAGGUAAAAGAAGCUUCUCCUGAGGCAACAACAACCAUCACAAUGGAGACAUCGUUGACGUCAACUAAAACAACUACAAUGUCCACAACUGAAGUCACAUCAACAGUUGGAGGAGUGACUGUCGAGACCAAGGAGUCGGAAUCGGAAUCCGCGACAACAGUGAUCGGAGGAGGAUCAGGUGGUGUAACCGAGGGAAGCAUCAGUGUUAGCAAGAUUGAGGUUGUCUCGAAGACGGACUCACAGACUGAUGUUAGAGAAGGAACACCAAAGAGACGAGUGUCGUUUGCUGAAGAGGAAUUGCCAAAAGAGGUUAUUGAUUCGGACCGCAAAAAGAAGAAGAGUCCAAGCCCGGACAAAAAGGAGAAGAGCCCUGAGAAAACUGAGGAAAAGCCUGCUAGUCCUACUAAGAAGACUGGUGAGGAGGUGAAGUCUCCAAAGGAGAAGAGCCCAGCAAGUCCGACAAAGAAGGAAAAGUCACCUGCAGCAGAGGAAGUUAAAUCACCUACCAAAAAGGAGAAAUCUCCAUCAUCACCAACCAAGAAGGAAAAGAGCCCAUCGUCUCCAACCAAAAAGACUGGGGAUGAGGUGAAAGAAAAGUCUCCACCAAAGAGCCCAACCAAAAAGGAAAAGAGCCCGGAGAAACCUGAAGAUGUAAAAUCUCCAGUUAAGAAGGAAAAAAGCCCGGAUGCAACUAAUAUUGUUGAAGUUUCCUCUGAAACAACAAUUGAGAAAACUGAAACUACUAUGACCACUGAGAUGACACACGAAUCGGAAGAGUCAAGAACUUCCGUGAAAAAGGAGAAGACUCCGGAGAAGGUUGAUGAAAAACCAAAGAGCCCGACGAAGAAGGACAAAUCACCAGAAAAGUCUAUUACCGAGGAGAUCAAGUCACCUGUCAAAAAAGAGAAAUCUCCGGAGAAGGUGGAAGAGAAACCAGCUAGUCCUACCAAGAAAGAGAAGUCUCCAGAAAAACCAGCUUCGCCGACAAAGAAGUCGGAAAAUGAAGUAAAAUCUCCAACUAAAAAAGAGAAGAGUCCAGAGAAAUCUGUAGUUGAAGAGCUAAAAUCUCCAAAGGAAAAAUCACCAGAGAAGGCUGACGACAAGCCAAAGAGCCCGACAAAGAAGGAGAAGUCACCUGAAAAAUCGGCUACGGAAGAUGUGAAAUCUCCAACCAAAAAAGAAAAAUCUCCAGAAAAAGUUGAAGAGAAGCCAACGAGCCCAACCAAAAAAGAGUCCUCGCCAACUAAAAAGACCGAUGAUGAGGUAAAGUCUCCAACCAAGAAGGAGAAGAGCCCACAAACCGUUGAAGAAAAACCAGCUAGCCCGACAAAGAAGGAGAAGUCGCCAGAGAAAUCUGUAGUAGAAGAGGUGAAAUCUCCCAAAGAAAAAUCUCCAGAAAAGGCUGAGGAGAAGCCAAAGAGUCCUACAAAGAAAGAGAAGUCACCUGAAAAGUCCGCUGCGGAAGAAGUCAAAUCUCCUACCAAAAAAGAGAAGUCUCCAGAAAAGUCUGCUGAGGAGAAGCCUAAGAGCCCAACCAAAAAAGAGUCUUCACCAGUUAAAAUGGCAGAUGAUGAGGUGAAAUCUCCAACCAAGAAGGAAAAGAGCCCCGAAAAGGUUGAAGAAAAACCUGCGAGCCCAACCAAGAAAGAAAAAACACCAGAAAAGUCAGCUGCCGAAGAACUCAAAUCUCCCACGAAGAAGGAAAAGAGCCCAUCUUCACCAACCAAGAAAACUGGGGACGAAUCCAAAGAAAAAUCUCCAGAAAAACCAGAGGAGAAGCCAAAGAGCCCGACACCAAAGAAGUCUCCACCAGGCUCACCAAAGAAGAAGAAGUCAAAGUCGCCGGAAGCCGAAAAGCCUCCAGCGCCAAAGCUCACUCGCGACCUCAAAUUGCAGACAGUCAACAAGACCGACUUGGCCCAUUUCGAAGUUGUCGUUGAACAUGCAACCGAGUGCAAAUGGUUCUUGGAUGGAAAAGAGAUUACGACAGCCCAAGGGGUUACGGUUUCAAAGGACGAUCAAUUUGAAUUCCGUUGCUCAAUUGAUACAACCAUGUUUGGAAGUGGAACUGUGUCUGUUGUGGCUUCAAAUGCUGCUGGUUCCGUGGAGACUAAGACUGAAUUGAAGGUUUUGGAAACUCCAAAGGAAACCAAGAAACCAGAAUUCACUGACAAGCUCAGAGAUAUGGAAGUCACAAAGGGAGAUACAGUACAGAUGGACGUCAUCGCCCUACACUCGCCUCUAUACAAAUGGUACCAAAAUGGAAAUCUGUUGGAAGAUGGAAAGAAUGGAGUUACCAUUAAGAACGAGGAAAACAAAUCUUCAUUGAUCAUUCCAAAUGCUCAAGAUUCUGGAAAGAUCACAGUUGAAGCUUCGAACGAAGUCGGAUCAUCUGAAUCCUCUGCUCAACUGACUGUCAAUCCACCAUCAACUACCCCAAUUGUUGUUGAUGGACCAAAGUCGGUGACUAUCAAGGAAACGGAAACUGCUGAGUUCAAGGCAACAAUUAGCGGAUUCCCAGCACCAACUGUCAAAUGGACGAUUAAUGAAAAGAUCGUAGAGGAAUCUAGAACUAUCACCACUAUCAAGACGGAAGACGUCUAUACUUUGAAGAUCUCUAAUGCAAAGAUCGAGCAGACUGGAACUGUGAAAGUUACUGCUCAAAAUUCAGCUGGACAGGAUAGCAAGCAAGCUGACCUUAAGGUUGAACCAAAUGUGAAAGCUCCAAAGUUCAAGUCUCAGCUCACUGAUAAGGUUGCUGAUGAAGGAGAACCACUCCGUUGGAAUCUUGAAUUGGAUGGGCCAUCACCUGGAACUGAAGUCUCUUGGCUUCUUAACGGACAGCCACUUACAAAGAGUGAUACUGUUCAAGUAGUCGAUCAUGGAGAUGGAACUUAUCAUGUGACGAUUGCAGAGGCCAAGCCAGAAAUGUCUGGAACUCUUACAGCAAAAGCAAAGAACGCCGCAGGAGAGUGUGAGACAUCGGCAAAGGUUACUGUGAAUGGAGGAAACAAGAAACCAGAAUUUGUUCAAGCUCCACAAAAUCACGAGACAACUCUUGAAGAAAGUGUUAAGUUCAGCGCUAUUGUUACUGGAAAACCAAUGCCAAAUGUGACAUGGUAUUUGAACAACAAGAAGUUGAUCCAGAGUGAGGAGGUUAAAGUGAAGUAUGUUCAUGAGACUGGAAAGACAUCAAUCCGCAUUCAAAAGCCACUCAUGGAGCACAAUGGAACUAUCCGCGUUGAAGCUGAGAAUGUGUCAGGAAAGGUUCAAGCCACAGCUCAAUUGAAGGUUGACAAAAAGACUGAAGUUCCAAAGUUCACUACGAACAUGGAUGAUCGUCAAGUCAAAGAGGGAGAAGAUGUGAAGUUCACUGCAAAUGUGGAAGGAUACCCUGAACCAUCUGUAGCAUGGACUUUGAAUGGAGAACCAGUUUCUAAGCAUCCAAACAUCACUGUUACCGACAAGGACGGAGAGCACACCAUCGAAAUUUCCGCCGUCACACCCGAACAAGCUGGAGAGCUGUCUUGCGAAGCGACAAACCCCGUCGGAUCCAAAAAGAGAGAUGUUCAACUCGCUGUUAAAAAGGUCGGUGAUGCACCAACGUUUGCAAAGAAUCUCGAAGAUCGGUUGAUCACCGAGGGAGAGUUGACAUUGAUGGAUGCUAAAUUAAACAUUGUAAAACCAAAGCCAAAGAUCACCUGGCUUAAGGAUGGUGUUGAAAUUACUUCUGAUGGGCAUUAUAAGAUUGUUGAAGAGGAAGAUGGAUCCUUGAAACUUAGCAUUCUUCAAACUAAACUGGAAGAUAAGGGAAGAAUCACGAUUAAAGCGGAAAGCGAAUUUGGCGUUGCGGAAUGUUCAGCAUCUCUUGGAGUUGUUAAGGGACGCCCAAUGGCCAAACCAGCAUUCCAAAGUGAUAUUGCACCAAUUAACCUCACCGAAGGAGAUACCCUUGAAUGCAAGCUUCUCAUCACCGGAGACCCAACACCUUUCGUCAAGUGGUACAUUGGAACACAACUCGUUUGUGCCACUGAAGAUACUGAGAUCUCUAAUGCCAAUGGAGUUUACACUAUGAAGAUUCAUGGUGUGACUGCUGACAUGACUGGAAAGAUCAAGUGCGUCGCAUACAAUAAGGCUGGAGAAGUGAGCACCGAGGGUCCACUCAAGGUUGUUGCACCGAUUCCGGUUGAAUUUGAAACAUCUCUAUGUGAUGCUACCUGCAGAGAAGGAGAUACUCUCAAAUUGAGGGCAGUAUUGCUCGGAGAGCCAGAACCAGUUGUCUCGUGGUAUGUGAACGGAAAGAAGUUGGAAGAAUCUCAGAAUAUCAAGAUUCAUUCUGAGAAAGGAACAUACACGGUUACAAUCAAAGACAUCACAUGCGAUUAUUCUGGACAAGUCGUCUGCGAGGCAAUCAACGAGUAUGGAAAAGCAACAUCUGAGGCUACAUUGCUCGUGCUGCCACGUGGUGAACCUCCAGAUUUCUUGGAAUGGCUCAGCAAUGUUCGCGCAAGAACUGGAACCAAGGUCGUGCACAAGGUUGUCUUCACAGGAGACCCGAAACCAAGCCUUACAUGGUACAUCAAUAAUAAGGAGAUUCUCAACUCGGAUCUUUACACCAUCGUCACAGAUGAUAAAACAUCAACGUUGACAAUCAACAGCUUCAACCCAGAUGUUCAUGUUGGAGAAAUUAUCUGCAAGGCCGAGAACGAUGCUGGAGAAGUUUCCUGUACCGCAAACAUGAUCACCUACACAUCUGACAUGUUCAGUGAAUCUGAAAGUGAAGCCCAAGCUGAAGAAUUUGUCGGAGACGAUCUCACUGAAGAUGAGAGUCUUCGAGAGGAAAUGCACCGUACUCCAACUCCAGUUAUGGCACCCAAAUUCAUCACAAAGAUCAAGGAUACCAAAGCCAAGAAGGGACACUCUGCUGUCUUUGAAUGCGUUGUUCCAGACACCAAGGGAGUGUGCUGCAAGUGGUUGAAGGACGGAAAAGAGAUUGAGCUGAUUGCCAGAAUCCGGGUUCAAACUAGAACUGGACCAGAGGGACACAUCACUCAAGAACUUGUCCUCGACAACGUCACUCCAGAAGAUGCCGGCAAGUACACGUGCAUCGUUGAGAACACCGCCGGAAAAGAUACCUGUGAGGCGACGCUAACUGUCAUUGAAUCAUUGGAGAAGAAGUCGGAGAAAAAAGCUCCAGAAUUCAUUGUUGCUCUUCAAGAUAAGACAACAAAGACAUCCGAGAAGGUUGUUCUUGAAUGCAAAGUCAUCGGAGAGCCAAAGCCGAAAGUCAGCUGGCUUCACGAUAAUAAGACAAUUACUCAAGAGUCUAUCACAGUUGAAUCAGUGGAAGGCGUCGAAAGAGUCACAAUCACUUCAUCUGAAUUGUCUCAUCAAGGAAAAUACACCUGCAUUGCCGAGAACACUGAAGGAACAUCUAAGACUGAAGCAUUCUUGACUGUCCAAGGCGAAGCUCCAGUGUUCACAAAGGAACUGCAGAACAAGGAGUUAUCAAUUGGAGAGAAGCUCGUUCUCUCGUGUUCUGUCAAAGGAUCCCCACAGCCGCAUGUCGAUUUUUAUUCGUUCUCGGAAACUACGAAGGUGGAGACGAAGAUCACCUCAUCCAGUCGAAUCGCCAUUGAGCAUGACCAGACCAAUACGCAUUGGAGAAUGGUUAUCAGUCAAAUCACAAAAGAAGAUAUUGUCUCCUACAAAGCUAUUGCCACAAAUUCAAUUGGAACUGCUACUUCAACAUCAAAGAUCACCACGAAGGUAGAGGCACCAGUCUUUGAGCAAGGAUUAAAGAAGACAAGUGUGAAGGAGAAGGAAGAAAUUAAGAUGGAAGUAAAGGUCGGAGGAAGUGCUCCAGAUGUUGAAUGGUUUAAGGAUGACAAACCAGUCAGUGAAGAUGGAAAUCAUGAGAUGAAGAAGAAUCCAGAAACUGGAGUGUUUACUCUGGUUGUGAAACAAGCUGCAACUACAGAUGCUGGAAAGUAUACCGCCAAGGCUUCCAAUCCAGCAGGUACUGCUGAAUCUUCUGCAGAGGCUGAGGUCACUCAAUCUCUCGAGAAACCAACUUUCGUGAGGGAACUUGUCACAACUGAAGUCAAGAUCAAUGAAACUGCAACUUUGUCCGUUACAGUGAAAGGAGUUCCAGAUCCGAGUGUUGAAUGGCUUAAGGAUGGACAACCAGUGCAAACUGAUUCAAGUCAUGUGAUUGCUAAGGUUGAAGGAUCCGGAAGCUACUCGAUUACCAUUAAGGAUGCGAGACUCGAGGACUCUGGAAAGUACGCAUGCCGUGCAACCAAUCCAGCAGGUGAAGCCAAAACUGAGGCUAACUUUGCAGUUGUCAAGAACUUGGUUCCACCAGAAUUUGUUGAGAAACUCAGUCCACUCGAAGUGAAGGAGAAGGAAAGUACCACCUUGUCCGUCAAGGUUGUAGGAACACCAGAACCAUCUGUUGAAUGGUUCAAGGAUGAUACUCCAAUUAGUAUCGACAAUGUUCAUGUCAUUCAGAAGCAGACAGCUGUUGGAUCCUUCAGUUUAACCAUCAAUGACGCGAGACAGGGAGAUGUUGGAAUCUACUCUUGCCGUGCUAGGAAUGAAGCUGGGGAAGCUCUUACAACAGCGAACUUUGGAAUCAUCAGGGAUUCUAUUCCACCAGAGUUUACUCAAAAACUUCGACCACUUGAAGUCAGAGAGCAGGAGACUCUUGAUUUGAAAGUUACUGUAAUUGGAACCCCAGUACCAAAUGUUGAAUGGUUCAAGGAUGAUAAGCCAAUCAAUAUUGAUAACUCGCACAUUUUUGCAAAGGAUGAAGGAUCAGGACAUCAUACUCUCACAAUUAAACAAGCUAGAGGAGAAGAUGUUGGAGUCUACACCUGCAAAGCCACCAACGAAGCCGGAGAAGCCAAAACCACUGCAAACAUGGCUGUUCAAGAAGAGAUUGAAGCACCAUUGUUUGUUCAAGGCCUGAAACCAUACGAGGUGGAACAAGGCAAGCCAGCUGAAUUGGUGGUUCGUGUAGAAGGAAAGCCAGAGCCUGAGGUUAAAUGGUUCAAGGAUGGAGUUCCGAUUGCUAUUGACAAUCAGCAUGUGAUUGAGAAGAAGGGAGAGAAUGGAUCUCAUACUCUUGUCAUCAAAGACACCAACAAUGCUGACUUCGGAAAGUACACAUGCCAAGCUACAAACAAGGCUGGAAAGGAUGAAACUGUUGGAGAGCUCAAGAUUCCAAAGUAUUCAUUCGAAAAGCAAACUGCUGAAGAAGUCAAGCCACUGUUCAUUGAGCCACUAAAGGAAACAUUUGCCGUUGAAGGAGAUACCGUUGUUCUUGAAUGCAAGGUGAACAAGGAAUCACAUCCACAAAUCAAGUUCUUCAAGAAUGAUCAACCAGUGGAGAUUGGACAACACAUGCAAUUGGAAGUAUUGGAAGAUGGAAAUAUCAAGCUCACAAUUCAAAAUGCCAAGAAAGAAGACGUUGGUGCAUAUCGUUGCGAGGCUGUGAAUGUUGCCGGAAAGGCCAACACGAAUGCUGAUUUGAAGAUUCAAUUCGCUGCUAAAGUUGAAGAACAUGUCACCGAUGAAAGUGGCCAGCUUGAGGAGAUUGGACAGUUUGAGACUGUCGGAGAUACUGCAUCCUCUAAGACCGACACUGGACGUGGAGCUCCAGAAUUUGUGGAGCUUCUCCGUUCGUGUACAGUUACCGAGAAGCAACAAGCGAUCCUUAAGUGCAAGGUGAAAGGAGAGCCACGACCAAAGAUCAAGUGGACUAAGGAAGGAAAGGAGGUCGAAAUGUCGGCACGUGUUCGCGCUGAGCACAAGGAUGAUGGAACUUUGACGCUGACAUUUGAUAAUGUUACUCAAGCCGACGCCGGAGAAUACAGAUGUGAGGCUGAGAACGAGUAUGGAAGUGCAUGGACCGAAGGGCCAAUUAUUGUCACAUUGGAAGGAGCUCCAAAGAUUGACGGUGAAGCUCCAGACUUCUUGCAACCAGUCAAGCCAGCUGUUGUUACAGUUGGUGAGACUGCAGUUCUUGAAGGAAAGAUUUCUGGAAAACCGAAACCAAGUGUUAAAUGGUACAAGAAUGGAGAAGAGCUCAAGCCAUCCGAUAGAGUUAAGAUUGAGAAUUUGGAUGAUGGAACUCAAAGACUCACCGUUACCAACGCUAAACUCGACGAUAUGGAUGAGUACCGCUGUGAAGCUUCAAAUGAGUUUGGAGAUGUUUGGAGUGACGUCACUCUUACAGUCAAGGAACCAGCUCAAGUUGCUCCAGGAUUCUUCAAGGAACUCUCUGCUAUUCAGGUUAAGGAGACUGAAACCGCCAAGUUUGAAUGCAAGGUUUCGGGAACUAAGCCAGAUGUGAAAUGGUUCAAGGACGGAACUCCAUUGAAGGAAGACAAACGAGUGCACUUCGAAUCAACCGACGAUGGAACUCAAAGACUUGUCAUCGAAGAUUCCAAGACUGAUGAUCAAGGAAACUACCGUAUUGAAGUUUCCAAUGAUGCUGGAGUUGCGAACAGCAAGGUUCCACUCACAGUCGUUCCAUCAGAAACCCUCAAGAUCAAGAAGGGACUCACAGAUGUAAAUGUUACACAGGGAACCAAGAUCCUUCUCUCUGUUGAAGUUGAAGGAAAACCAAAAACUGUCAAAUGGUACAAGGGAACAGAAACUGUCACCAGCUCCCAGACCACAAAGAUCGUGCAGGUGACCGAGUCAGAAUACAAGUUAGAAAUCGAAAGCGCUGAGAUGUCUGAUACUGGAGCUUACCGCGUUGUUCUCUCUACUGAUUCGUUUUCUGUUGAGUCGUCUGCUACAGUAACUGUCACCAAGGCUGCUGAAAAGAUUAGUCUUCCUUCAUUCAAGAAGGGACUCGCUGAUCAAUCCGUUCCAAAGGGAACUCCAUUGGUUUUGGAAGUUGAAAUCGAAGGAAAGCCAAAAGAUGUUAAAUGGUAUAAGAAUGGAGAUGAGAUCAAGGACGGGAAGGUCGAGGAUCUUGGAAACGGAAAAUACCGACUCACAAUUCCAGACUUCCAAGAGAAAGAUGUUGGAGAGUACAGUGUCACUGCUGCUAACGAGGCUGGAGAAAUUGAAUCAAAGGCCAAGGUAAACGUGAGUGCCAAGCCUGAAAUUGUUUCUGGGCUGGUACCAACUACUGUGAAGCAAGGAGAAACUGCCACCUUUAACGUCAAGGUCAAGGGACCAGUCAAGGGAGUCAAGUGGUACAAGAACGGAAAAGAGAUUCCUGAUGCUAAAACAAAGGACAAUGGAGAUGGAUCCUACUCUCUUGAGAUUCCAAACGCUCAAGUUGAAGAUGCAGCUGACUAUAAGGUUGUUGUCUCCAAUGAUGCUGGAGAUGCUGAUUCUUCAGCUGCUCUUACCGUCAAACUUGCUGACGAUGGAAAGGAUAAGGUGAAACCAGAAAUUGUAUCGGGACUUAUUCCAACUACAGUGAAGCAAGGAGAAACUGCCACCUUUAACGUCAAGGUCAAGGGUCCAGUGAAACAGGUCAAGUGGUAUAAGAAUGGAAAAGAAAUUCCCAACGCCAAGGCUAAGGACAACGGAGAUGGAUCCUACUCUCUGGAAAUUCCAAACGCGCAACUUGAUGACACUGCCGACUACAAGGUUGUUGUGUCGAAUGAUGCUGGAGAUGCUGAUUCUUCAGCUGCUCUUACUGUUAAGCUUCCUGGAAUCGCUAUUGUUAAGGGACUUGAAGACGCCGAAGUGCCAAAGGGCAAGAAGGCUGUUCUCCAAGUUGAAACCAACAAGAAGCCAAAGGAAAUUAAAUGGUAUAAGAAUGGAAAGGAGAUUACUCCAAGCGACAAGGCACAACCCGGAAGCGACGGAGACAACAAACCACAGCUGGUUAUUCCAGAUGCUGGUGACGAUGAUGCUGCUGAAUAUAAGGUUGUGUUGACUGAUGAAGAUGGAAAUACUGCCGAUUCGUCAUGCGCCUUGACUGUUAAAUUACCAGCAAAAGAGCCAAAGAUCAUCAAAGGACUCGAGGAUCAAGUGGUGUCGAUUGGAUCUCCAAUUAAGUUGGAAAUCGAAACUUCUGGAUCACCGAAGACUGUGAAAUGGUACAAAAACGGAAAGGAGCUUCCAGGAGCUGCCGCCAAGACCAUCAAGAUUCAGAAGAUCGACGAUAACAAGUAUGUUCUUGAGAUCCCAUCCAGUGUUGUUGAAGAUACCGGAGACUACAAAGUCGAAGUUGCCAACGAGGCAGGAUCUGCAAACAGCAGUGGAAAGAUCACUGUGGAACCAAAGAUCACGUUCUUAAAGCCACUGAAGGAUCAAUCGAUCACUGAGGGAGAAAAUGCCGAAUUCUCAGUUGAAACCAACACCAAGCCAAGAAUUGUCAAAUGGUAUAAGAAUGGACAAGAAAUUAAGCCAAAUUCCCGAUUCAUCAUUGAACAAAAGACUGAUACCAAGUAUCAACUUGUUAUUAAGAACGCUGUUCGUGAUGAUGCAGACACCUACAAGAUUGUUCUUGAAAACACCGCUGGAGAAGCCGAAUCUUCUGCUCAAUUGACUGUUAAGAAAGCUAAGGCUGGACUCUGCAAGAUCGUCAAAGGUCUUGAAGACCAGGUUGUUGCCAAGGGUGCCAAGAUGGUAUUUGAGGUUAAGAUCCAAGGAGAGCCAGAGGAUGUCAGAUGGCUUCGUGAUGCAAAUGUUAUCAGUGCAGGAGCUAAUGCAAUCAUUGAGAAAAUUGAUGACACCACCUACAGGUUGAUAAUUCCAUCCGCUGAUUUGAAGGAUGCUGGUGAAUACACUGUCGAAGUAAUCAAUGAGAGUGGAAAAGCCAAGAGUGAUGCAAAGGGAGAGGUUGAUGAGAAACCAGAGAUUGUUCGAGGACUUGAGAACAUCGAAAUUCCAGAGGGAGAUGACGAUGUGUUCAAGGUUGAAGUCAGUGCUCCAGUCAGACAAGUCAAAUGGUAUAAAAAUGACCAGGAGAUCAAACCAAACAGCCAUUUGGAAGCCAAAAAGAUCGGUCCAAAGAAGUACGAACUUGCUAUCAACCGUGCUCAAUUGGACGAUGGAGCCGACUACAAGGUUGUGCUAUCGAAUGCUGCAGGAGAUUGUGAUUCUUCCGCGGCUCUCACUGUUGUCAAGCCAAAUGUUCUGAAGAUUGUCGAUGGAUUGAAGGAUGUUGAUGUUGAGGAACCCCAACCAGUUGAACUUAAGGUCAAGGUUGAGGGUAUUCCAAAGGUUAUUAAAUGGUACAAGAACGGACAGGAGCUUAAGCCAGAUGCUGACGGAUUCAAAUUUGAAGAGAAACCAGAAUCUGGAGAGUUCUCUCUCACUAUCCCAUCGUCUAAGAAAUCUGAUGGGGGUGCAUACCGUGUUGUUCUUGGAAAUGACAAGGGAGAAGUAUACAGUGGAUCUGUUGUUCAUGUUAAAUCUGCCAAAUCAUCCGAACCAACAUCAGGAGCCAACUUCCUCUCCCCACUCAAGGAUACCGAGGUUGAAGAAGGAGAUAUGCUCACUCUUCAGUGCACUAUUGCUGGAGAACCAUUCCCCGAAGUCAUCUGGGAGAAGGAUGGUGUUGUCCUUCAGAAGGAUGAUAGAAUCACGAUGAGAGUCGCACUUGAUGGUACUGCUACCCUCAGAAUUCGUUCUGCCAAGAAGAGUGACAUUGGACAAUAUCGUGUUACUGCGAAGAACGAAGCUGGAAGCGCUACAAGUGACUGCAAGGUUACCGUCACUGAACAAGGAGAGCAACCAUCGAAGCCAAAGUUCGUUAUUCCAUUGAAGACGGGAGCAGCUCUUCCAGGCGACAAGAAGGAAUUCAAUGUGAAGGUUCGAGGACUUCCAAAGCCAACAUUGCAAUGGUUCUUGAACGGAAUCCCAAUCAAAUUCGAUGAUAGAAUCACCCUCGAUGACAUGGCUGAUGGAAACUACUGUCUUACGAUUCGUGACGUUCGUGAAGAAGACUUCGGAACCUUGAAGUGUAUUGCAAAGAAUGAGAAUGGAACAGAUGAAACUGUCUGUGAAUUCCAACAAGGUGCUGGACACGAUGAUGGAUCUAGAGACGAUCUUCGUUAUCCACCAAGAUUCAAUGUUCCACUUUGGGACAGAAGAAUCCCUGUUGGUGACCCAAUGUUCAUCGAGUGUCAUGUUGAUGCCAACCCGACCGCCGAAGUUGAAUGGUUCAAGGAUGGAAAGAAGAUCGAACACACUGCACAUACCGAAAUCAGAAACACCGUUGAUGGAGCAUGUCGCAUCAAGAUCAUUCCAUUCGAGGAGUCUGAUAUUGGAGUUUACAUGUGCGUUGCUGUAAACGAGUUGGGACAAGCUGAAACUCAAGCCACAUACCAAGUUGAGAUUUUGGAACAUGUGGAGGAGGAGAAGCGCCGAGAAUAUGCUCCAAAGAUUAAUCCACCAUUGGAAGAUAAAACUGUCAAUGGAGGUCAACCAAUCAGAUUAUCAUGCAAGGUUGACGCUAUCCCAAGAGCUUCAGUGGUUUGGUACAAGGAUGGACUUCCACUUCGUGCUGAUUCUAGAACCUCUAUUCAAUAUGAAGAGGAUGGUACAGCUACCCUUGCGAUCAAUGACAGUACCGAGGAAGACAUUGGAGCAUACCGUUGUGUUGCUACAAAUGCUCAUGGAACGAUCAACACCAGUUGCAGUGUGAACGUCAAGGUUCCGAAGCAGGAAGUCAAGAAGGAGGGAGAAGAGCCAUUCUUCACAAAGGGACUUGUCGAUUUGUGGGCGGAUCGUGGAGAUUCGUUCACUUUGAAGUGCGCAGUCACCGGAGAUCCAUUCCCAGAAAUCAAGUGGUACAGAAAUGGACAACUUCUUAGAAAUGGACCAAGAACUGUUAUUGAAACAUCGCCAGAUGGUUCAUGUUCACUUACUGUCAAUGAAUCUACAAUGAGUGAUGAAGGAAUCUAUCGAUGUGAAGCUGAAAAUGCUCAUGGAAAGGCCAAGACUCAAGCUACUGCUCAUGUGCAAAUGGCUCUUGGAAAGACUGAAAAACCAAAAAUGGAUGAAGGAAAACCACCAAAGUUCAUUUUGGAGCUUUCUGAUAUGUCAGUUUCUCUUGGAAAUGUUAUUGAUUUGGAAUGCAAGGUUACCGGACUACCAAAUCCAUCAGUCAAAUGGUCGAAGGAUGGAGGUCCACUGAUUGAGGACUCCAGAUUCGAAUGGUCCAAUGAAGCCAGCAAGGGAGUCUAUCAGCUCAGAAUCAAGAACGCCACCGUACAUGACGAGGGAACUUAUCGCUGCGUUGCCACAAAUGAGAAUGGAAGUGCUACUACCAAGUCAUUUGUAAGAAUGGAUGAUGGUCUUGGAUCAGGUGUUGUGACUGCCAGUCAGCCACCAAGAUUCACUUUGAAGAUGGGAGAUGUUCGUACAACUGAAGGACAACCAUUAAAAUUGGAGUGUAAGGUUGACGCUAGCCCACUUCCAGAGAUGGUUUGGUAUAAGGAUGGAGCCAUUGUUACACCAUCUGACAGAAUUCAAAUUAGUCUGUCACCUGAUGGAGUUGCAACUCUUCUUAUCCCAUCUUGCGUCUAUGAUGAUGAUGGAAUCUACCGUGUAAUUGCCACCAACCCAUCUGGAACUGCCCAGGAUAAGGGAACUGCUACUGUUAAGAAACUUCCAAGAGAUAGCGGUGCCAGAAGGUCUGCUGACAGAGAUGUAUUUGAUGCUAACAAGGCACCAAAGCUUAUGGAGCCACUGGAGAAUAUCAGAAUUCCCGAAAAGCAGUCGUUCCGUCUUCGUUGCAAGUUCAGCGGAGAUCCAAAGCCAACAAUCAAAUGGUUCAAGGAUGGAGAACGUGUAUUCCCAUACGGACGUCUUCAACUCAUCGAGUCUCCAGAUGGUGUCUGUGAGUUGGUGGUUGAUUCUGCCACUCGUCAAGAUGCUGGAGGAUACAGAUGCGUUGCUGAAAACACUUAUGGAUCUGCUAGAACAUCUUGCGAUGUUAAUGUUAUUCGCGGUGAUCGUAAGCCACGCGACAUUGACUCGUCCAUUCGUGAAGGAAAGGCUCCAGGAUUCACCACCCCAUUGACAAUCCGUCGUGCUAAGCCAGGAGAUUCCGUGACAUUCGAAUGCCUUCCAUUCGGAAAUCCAUUCCCAUCAAUCAAGUGGCUUAAGGAUGGACUUGAGCUGUUCUCUGAUGAAAAGAUCAAGAUGGAAGCUGCUGCAGAUGGAACCCAGCGACUCAUUCUUUCCGAUGUCACCUUCUUGAGUGAAGGAUACUUCAGAUGUGUAGCUACCAAUGAGCAUGGAACUGCUUCUACAAAGGCUGAACUUGUCAUCGAAGGAGACCGAACUAUUGGAUCCCGCCCACUUCCAGAAGUAAACGGAGAGCCUGAAGAAUGCAAGCCAAGAAUCCGUCGUGGACUGUACAACAUGAGUAUUCACGAGGGUAAUGUUGUGGAGAUGAUCGUCUGUGCAACUGGUAUCCCAACGCCAACUGUCAAGUGGUACAAGGAUGGACAGGAGAUUGUCGGAGAUGGACCUGAUGGAAAGAGGGUCAUCUUUACGGAUGAACGAGGAAUUCAUCACUUGGUUAUUGUGAAUGCAUCUCCAGAUGAUGAAGGAGAGUACUCGUUGGAAGCAACGAAUAAGUUGGGAUCAGCCAAGACCGAAGGAUCCUUGAACAUUAUCAGACCAAGACAUAUUGCAGAUGCUGACGAGAGAGGAGGCAUGCCAUUCCCACCAGGAUUCGUGCGUCAACUAAAGAACAAGCACGUCUUCAAUCACAUGCCAACAAUCUUCGACUGCCUUGUUGUCGGACACCCAGCCCCUGAAGUAGAGUGGUUCCACAAUGGAAAGAAGAUUGUUCCAGGAGGACGAAUCAAGAUUCAAUCGUGUGGAGGAGGAUCUCAUGCCCUCAUCAUUCUCGAUACAACCCUUGAAGAUGCAGGAGAGUACGUUGCUACUGCGAAGAACUCUCAUGGAUCCGCCAGCUCAUCAGCAGUGCUUGAUGUGACUGUUCCAUUCCUGGACAGCAUCAAGUUCAAUGGAGAGAUUGAUGUGACUCCAUACCUCACCGAGGAAUAUGGAUUCAAGAAGCUUAACACCGCCAGUCUCCCAACUCCACCAGAUCGUGGACCAUUCAUCAAGGAGGUCACCGGACAUUAUCUUACACUCUCAUGGAUUCCAACAAAGAGAGCUCCACCACGUUAUCCACAAGUCACAUAUGUUAUUGAGAUUCGUGAACUUCCAGAGAAACAAUGGUCUCUCUUGGAGUAUAACAUUCCAGAGCCAGUAUGCAAGGUUCGUAAUUUGGAACUCGGAAAGUCAUAUCAAUUCCGUGUUCGUGCUGAGAACAUCUAUGGAAUCUCUGAUCCAUCGCCAGCAUCUCCACCAUCAAGACUCAUGGCUCCACCACAACCAGUAUUCGAUAGAAGAACGAACAAAGUUAUUCCACUUCUUGACCCAUAUGCAGAAAAAGCUCUUGAUAUGAGAUACUCUGAACAGUACGCGUGUGCUCCAUGGUUCUCACCAGGAGUCGUUGAGAAGCGAUACUGCGCCGAGAACGAUACCCUCACAAUUGUUCUGAAUGUGUCCGGAUUCCCGGAUCCAGAUAUCAAAUGGAAGUUCCGUGGAUGGGAUAUUGACACGUCAUCGCCAACCUCUAAAUGCAAAGUGUACACUUAUGGAGGUUCCGAGACAACAUUAGCCAUCACUGGAUUCAGCAAGGAGAAUGUUGGACAAUAUCAAUGUUUCGCCAAGAACGAUUACGGAGAUGCACAACAAAAUAUUAUGGUUGAUCUUGCAACACGACCAAACUUCAUCCAACCACUCGUGAACAAGACCUUCUCAUCAGCUCAGCCAAUGAGAAUGGACGUGAGAGUCGACGGAGAACCUUUCCCAGAAUUGAAAUGGAUGAAGGAAUGGCGCCCAAUUGUCGAGUCGUCUCGCAUCAAGUUUGUUCAAGACGGACCUUAUUUGUGCUCUUUGAUCAUUAAUGAUCCAAUGUGGAGAGACUCCGGAAUCUAUUCAUGUGUUGCUGUAAAUGAUGCCGGACAAGCCACGACGUCGUGUACUGUUACUGUUGAAGCUGAAGGCGACUACAAUGACGUCGAACUUCCCCGUCGCCGAGUGACAAUCGAAUCGCGACGAGUGCGAGAGCUCUACGAAAUCUCUGAAAAAGACGAAAAGUUGGCGGCCGAAGGAGCACCAUUUCGAGUCAAAGAAAAAGCCACGGGACGCGAGUUUUUGGCGCAGUUGAGACCGAUCGAUGAUGCUCUAAUGCGCCACGUGGAUAUCCACAAUUCGUUGGAUCAUCCAGGAAUUGUGCAAAUGCAUCGGGUGCUUAGAGAUGAGAAAUUGGCAUUGGUGGUGUUUGAUAAUGCAAACUCAACUAUCGACGGCCUCUCAAGCCUUGCGCACCCUGGCGUCGAAAUUGCUGAGCCAAAAGGAGUCAACCGUGAAACAUGUGUUCGUGUCUUUGUUCGUCAACUUCUUCUUGCUCUCAAGCACAUGCAUGAUUUGCGAAUUGCCCAUCUAGAUCUCCGUCCCGAAACCAUUCUUCUUCAAGAUGAUAAGCUGAAAUUAGCAGACUUCGGUCAAGCAAGACGCCUUCUACGCGGCCUUAUCACCGGAGAAAUCAAGGGAUCGCCCGAGUUCGUGAGCCCUGAAAUCGUGAGAAGUUACCCAUUGACCCUGGCAACUGAUAUGUGGAGUACUGGAGUUUUGACAUAUGUAUUACUAACCGGAUUGUCACCAUUCCACGGAGAUAAUGACAAUGAGACCCUUGCAAACGUUGAUAGUUGCCAAUUUGAUUCGUCUCCUCUUGGCAACUUCUCCUAUGACGCCGGAGAUUUCGUCAAGAAACUGUUGACCGAGAUUCCAGUCUCACGUUUGACAGUUGAUGAAGCAUUAGACCAUCCAUGGAUUAACGAUGAAAAGCUGAAAACUGAACCUUUGUCAGCUGACACGUUGAGGGAAUUCAAAUAUCAGCAUAAGUGGCUGGAACGUCGCGUGUUCGUUCAACAGACGCCGUCCGAACAGAUUCUUGAAGCAAUUCUUGGUCCGGCAACGGCACAAGCUCAACAAAAUGCUCCUGUAGCACCGGAAGGUCGACGUCCUGCUGAAAUUUACGACUAUCUGAGAAUUCAGCCGAAAAAGCCACCACCGACUGUGGAAUACGUUCCACAACCUAGAAAAGAGCAUCCGCCGUUUAUUGACGAAUUCGGACAACUUAUUGACGGAGACGCUUUUGAUCGACCAGAGGGUACUGGAUUUGAAGGACCACAUAGACAACCACCACAAAUUCCACCUCAACCUCAACGACCGAACCAGGCAGCUCACGAUUCGAGACGACACGAACAACAACCACAACAUCAGGGGCAACCACAGCGAAUUCCUGUUGAUCAAUACGGUCGUCCGCUAGUCGACCCACGUUACCUGAACGAUCCAUCGCACCGCCCGAGUUCCCUUGACGACGCUCCAUUCUACGUGGACAAAUACGGAAAUCCGGUGCACUUUGACAAAUACGGUAGACCAAUGGCUCCACAAAACUUGGAAAAGCGAAAGCUUAUCCCACAAGACAAAGGAGAAACCCCAUCUCAUUCCAAAAAAGAAAAGACUCAGCAUCCAGUUGCUACACCGAUUCUAGCAUCGCCGGGAGGAGAUCAACAGCAGCAGAAGAUCCCGAUGAGAAUGAUCCGUGGGGAACGAAGAGAAAUCGAAGAGGAAAUUGCGAAUAGAAUAUUAUCAGAUAUUUCUGAAGAAGGAUCAAUUGCUGGUUCACUUGCCAGUUUGGAAGAUUUUGAGAUUCCCAAGGAUUUCCAAGUAGAGGCAUCUGAGCCAUCAACACCAACUCUCACACCAGAAGUAACAAUCAGAGAGACUAUUCCAAAGCCAACACCAUCUCCAACAUCCCCACAGAAAUCUCCAGUUCCACAACCACAAGGUCUCUUGAUUCCAGCAAAGGUCACCUACUCUGACUCAAUACUCGCCGGACUCCCUGCAGCAGAUAAAAAGGUCCUCGAAGACGCGGAAAACGAUCCAUCCAUCCCAGUCGGUGCUCCACUUUUCCUUGAAGGACUCCACGGAUCUGAUCUUACAAUCGACACGACCUCAGCUUCAGGACUGAUCAAAGUCACAUCCCCAGCUAUCAACCUCAGUCCAAAUCCAAAAUCUCCACGCCGUUCCACUCCAGGUACAAAGAGUCCAGUUGUGUUGAGUCCACGUCAAGAGCACUCAAUGGAAGUAUUGAUCGCAACAAAGCGAGGAAAACCUGGAUUCUUGCCACCAGGAGAACUUGCUGAAGAUAUUGAUGAUGAGGAUGCAUUUAUGGAUGACAGAAAGAAACAAGUGAAACCAAAGGAUCAUGAUGGAGAAAAUGAUUUCAAAGAUGAGAAAGAAAGACUGGAGAAGGACAAAAACAGAAGAACUGUUAACUUGGAUGAUCUUGAUAAAUAUCGUCCAAGUGCAUUCUACAAAGAUGAUAGUGAUUUCGGACAUCCUGGAUAUGAUAUUGAUGCAACUCCAUGGGACUCACAUUAUCAGAUUGGUCCAGACACUUAUCUGAUGGCUGCUCGUGGAGCCGCCUUCAACUCCCGAGUCCGUAACUAUCGUGAGGAACUCUUCGGAAUGGGGGCUCCAACUGUCAAACAGGGAUUCCUCGGAGUCAGAAAUCGUGACAUUACUGUUCGUGAACGUCGUCGUUACACUGAUAUCCUCCGCGAGACUACACAAGGCCUUGAGCCAAAAUCUCAUGAGCAAUCAACAGCUCUUCUUCAAAAAGCUCCAUCAGCAACAGCAAUUGAGAGAAUUAAGGCUGAUAUUGAGAAGGUCACGCCGUGUGCCACAAAGAAGAAUGAUGAUGGAACCUUUGCCCCAAUCUUCACUGCCCGUCUCCGUGAUGUGUAUCUUCGUAAAAACCAACCAGCAAUUUUCGAAUGCGCUGUUUCAGCCAGCCCGGCUCCAAAAGUUACUUGGGACUUCCAAGGGAAGAUUCUAGAGUCUAACGACAGGGUUACAAUCGAACAAGAUAACAAUGUCGCCCGUCUUAUCCUUAACCAUGCAGCUCCUUACGAUCUUGGAGAAUACGUGUGCACUGCCAUAAAUGAAUAUGGAACAGAUAAAUCAAGUUGCCGACUGAUAAGUGGAGAGACUCCAUCUCGUCCAGGAAGACCUGAAGCUGAACUCUCAUCUGAUACGGAGAUUUUCAUUCAAUGGGAAGCUCCAGAAGGACCAACAUAUCUGGAAGGUAUCACCUACAGACUCGAAUAUCGUGUUGCAGGACCGAAUGAUCAUGGUGACCCAUGGAUCACUGUUUCUGAAAAGAUUGAUGAUGAAUCUGUAAUUGUUAAACAUCUAUCACCACUUGGAAUUUAUCAAUUCCGAGUCACUGCACAGAAUGGAUUCGGUCUAGGGCUCCCAUCAUUGAGUAGCAGAAUUGUUCAAACUCACGGAAAAGGAGCACCAAAGUUGCAAAUUGAUGUUUUGAAAUCCGAGAUUCGACUGAAUGUUGUUUCAAUGCCUCAAAAGUCUACAAAUCAAUUAGGAGGAAUUUCGGAGGAAAGUGAAGAGGAUUCGGAGGCAAGAACGGCAAAUGAAGAUAUGAAAUCAAAUCUGCAAUUGCAAACUGAUGAUCCAACAGGACGGUUCCAGAUCGGUGGUCUCAAGUUCAAGGGACGUUUCUCUGUGAUCCGCGACGCCGUCGAUUCCACAACAGAAGGUCACGCCCAUUGCGCUGUGAAGAUUCGUCAUCCAUCGUCUGAAGCGAUCUCAGAGUAUGAAUCGCUUCGUGAUGGUCAGCAUGAAAAUGUUCAACGCCUUAUCGCCGCAUUCAAUAACUCCAAUUUCUUGUAUCUAUUAUCGGAAAGACUCUACGAAGAUGUGUUUUCUCGUUUUGUGUUCAACGAUUAUUAUACAGAAGAACAAGUUGCAUUGACAAUGAGACAAGUCACUUCGGCACUUCAUUUCUUGCAUUUCAAAGGAAUUGCCCAUCUUGAUGUGAAUCCACACAACAUAAUGUUCCAAUCAAAACGUAGUUGGGUCGUGAAACUAGUUGAUUUUGGAAGAGCACAAAAAGUGUCGGGAGCUGUGAAACCAGUUGAUUUUGAUACUAAAUGGGCUUCACCAGAAUUCCAUAUUCCGGAAACUCCGGUUACCGUUCAAAGUGACAUGUGGGGUAUGGGAGUCGUCACUUUCUGCCUUCUCGCUGGAUUCCACCCGUUCACUUCUGAAUACGACCGCGAAGAGGAGAUCAAGGAGAACGUGAUCAAUGUGAAAUGUGAUCCAAAUUUGAUUCCAGUCAACGCUUCCCAAGAAUGCCUUUCAUUUGCCACGUGGGCGCUCAAAAAGUCGCCAGUUCGCCGAAUGAGAACCGACGAGGCUCUUUCUCAUAAGUUCCUUUCUUCAGAUCCAUCGAUGGUUAGAAGGAGGGAAUCUAUUAAAUACUCUGCAUCAAGACUCCGAAAGCUUGCCGCAAUGAUCCGCCAGCCAACAUUCAGCCAACCAAUCAGCGAAGAGCUCGAGUCGAAAUAUGGAAAAUAAAUGUUUCAUUUUCUUUUUUUUUACCAAUAAUUAUGCUUUAAAAUUUGAAUAGUUUAAUCAUUUUCUCUUUUUUUUCGACAAACUUUUUGGAUACAAUCUGUGCCCGAGAUUUUCCAAAUUAAUAGUCGAAUUUAUCGUUUCUACGAGUAGAUUUUUAUUCAUUUUUGAACUUUUUUUUAACUUUAAAAGCCUUCAACGACUUUUUGCCUAUUUUGUGCUUUCUGUUUCCCGAAUCUGCUUAAUUUUCUCUUGUGCCCAAGGAGAAAUUGAGUGGGGUGGGAAACUUGUGUUAAAUGUUUUUUUUUUAAUUUUUAUUUAUGCAACGAUGAUUAAAUUGUAAUUAGAAUAGCUUCAUAUUUCUAUUUUCAUAACUUUUUAAUGAUAACCUUCUUCCUUCCAUUUUUCAGAAAACAAACGAAAUGUAUGUAUCUGCCGAAUAAAGUUCUGAAAAUUUUUG
Messenger RNA from Caenorhabditis elegans, 24703 nucleotides. It is a transcript of the gene unc-89, whose product is annotated as Muscle M-line assembly protein unc-89. Gene Ontology annotation, biological process: intracellular protein localization; positive regulation of sarcomere organization; positive regulation of striated muscle contraction. The record is from RefSeq and is marked reviewed. Lineage: Eukaryota; Metazoa; Nematoda; Chromadorea; Rhabditida; Rhabditidae. Gene Ontology annotation, cellular component: M band. Bases 1 to 24246 code for a protein of 8081 amino acids. The transcript has 48 exons. Gene Ontology annotation, molecular function: enzyme binding; guanyl-nucleotide exchange factor activity; ATP binding.